Messenger RNA from Laetiporus sulphureus 93-53, 1245 nucleotides. RefSeq lists its product as uncharacterized. The transcript has a single exon. NCBI's taxonomy places the organism in Eukaryota, Fungi, Basidiomycota, Agaricomycetes, Polyporales, Laetiporaceae. The record is from RefSeq and is a predicted model, not a curated record. The coding region runs from base 63 to 1115 and encodes 350 amino acids.
GGCACAUUUUCCACCUCUCGAUUUCUACCCAGUCCUCUCGGGAUUACUUGUCACCCUCACGAAUGGCGUGUACCCUCGCACUGGUUUGCAAAGAAACUGCAGAUUGGAUGCGUCCCCAAAUCUGGCGUACUGUGUAUAUGACGAACGCGACGCAGGCAGCCAAGAUAUAUCACGGACUACAGAAGGGCGCAAAGGGACAUCGUGCCACGAAGCACUUACUAGUGCGGAACGUCUGGAUACGCACAGGGGAUGCGUGUGUUCCAUUUCACGAGCUGCUACUUGAUCAUCACCACAAAGACAUCGGUACGAUGUUGAUGGGUGAGCACGUCGAGAGCUUAGCGAUUGACUGUGACCUCCUCAGCAAUGGGUGGCUCACGGGCUCCAUGGCCCGACCAAGACAAGUCCUACUCCUUGAUAGGUCAACGGCCACUUCAAGAGCACCGCGGCCACUGCAUCUCAAUCCGGAGUUAAAGAGAUUCUUCCGCGAGACAACACACUUGAUCAUCGGGGAAUACUGGAACAAGGUUGCGCCCUUCCUUGCGGACGAUCAAGAUUCCGAGUUGUUCUUUGCAUCCCUCAUGUCCCUAUGUGUGCGUUUCCCGGCAUCGAUAGACACCUGCACUGCAAUAAGGCUGGCCAAGGAACUUUCUCGCAUGAAGAGUAUUGAACAAGUCAUCAUCUGCAUUGACAAUGGCUUCGGCACAGUGAUUGCACAAUCGAACCCCGUCUGGCGUGUUCUCAAGAUCUUGGAGCCGCAUACGCGGAACCUGAUAAUUCUCCCUCGAGGGCUAUCGCUCGAGUCCGAGUGGGACGAGAUUAUUGAGGGGGGUGAUACAAUCUGGAAACGCGCAUCUGAUCCCACGCAACGUAAGCCAGGACCUGAGACGCGUUCGAAGGAGGAAGACUGGGCAGCGUUUGCUGGCUUCAAUGCGGCCAGAAAGGCUUCGUCCUCUCUAUCUUUGCUGGACUGUGGCCUCGCACGAGCCACAUUGCCAGUGGAGCGAAAUACCCUUGUAGAUGAGCACGACCUGCCGCGACCAUAUCCAAGGCCUGGACCCGAACCUUACUACAUGCCGCGGUCGGAUUGGUACCAUCCGAACCGGACAGGCUGGUGAGAAGGUGAGUUACCCGUACUGGCGCUAGAUACAAUAAAUUAUUGUGCAUGUGUAGAUGCCAGCGUUAUCGGCGCGGAGACAGCAUUGUAUACUUCUAGUCGCGCCGCUUCCGCAAUUGAUCAUAGGUCGU